CAGGAUAGCGUGAUCCAUGCACUUGGGAUGUUGCUCGACUUUCGGAAAGCGUAAAAAUACACUCGCCUGCGGCUCGAGUAUUUUUACGCUUUCCGAAAGUCUCGCGCCAAUUCUCGUGCAUGGAUCACGAAAUCCUGCACGGAAAACCAUUCGGUAUUCCUUUAAUAAAACAUGUACAGUCAUAUAUAGUUAUAUAUAGUGUCUUUGGCAUAGGGAAGAAUACCUUAAUGGUAAAUAUGUCAAUAUUGCUCUUUCCCUCUUAAACGUAAUAAAAUUAAUAUUAAAAAGUUUCUGAUUAUUCCAGGUGUGCGAAUGUUAGAUGGCAAAGCAACAGACGCGUUGGAAGCGAGUGGUCUGAGUUUUGGCAGAGAGCUCAUUGAUGUUUAUGUCAAUUGUUGGGGACCCAAGGACGAUGGGAAGACGUUUGGCAAACCGGGACCCCUGGCUGGAAAAGCCUUGAGGGAAGGAGCGACGAUGGUGAGGAACUAGUUACACAUGUAAAAACGCACAAGUUGUAACAAACUGCAGCAGACUUGUAGCAAUGCUGUUCCGAUAACUUGUCAACAGGAUGUGUUCGCACUGCUUGUUCCCAGCUUCUGGACAAGUCGUUAACGGCUUGUUGACAACUUGCUACAAGGUUGUUGAGCUCAACAGACUUGUUAUCGUCCUGCAAUUCAACAAUUUGUCAACAAGUUGCGAGUGACAACCUUGUAGCAACUUGAUAAAAUGACAGCAUUGUUACAACUUGUAGACAAGCUUGCUACAAGCCUGUUGCGAACACAUCUUGUUGACAAGCUUUCUAGAAGGUUGUUCAGCUCAGCAGACUUAUUACAAAGUUGUUUCCAACAACUUGUUAUGUCCUGUAAUCGAACAAUUUGACAACAACUUGUGAGUGACAACCUUGUAGCAAUUUACUUGAUAACAUAACAACAGCAUUGUUACAACUUGUUGACAAGCUCGCUACAAGCCUGUUGCGAACACAUCUUGCUAACAAUUUAUGAGAUUGUAGCUGCAAUCAGCGCUUCUGAUUUUGACCGUCAUUUGCAUCUCAUGUAACACCGACCAGUGUUAGGUUAAAAUACGCCACUAUCUAUCAAAAGACCUAUAUUUUUUGUAGGGUCGCAAAGGUAAAGGGAAUAUCUAUGUCUGGGCAACAGGCAAUGGUGGUCUCACAGACGACGACUGCAAUUGUGAUGGAUAUACAACGAGUAUUUAUACCAUUUCUAUUGGCUGUAUCAGUGAUCACGGAUUGUCCACCUACUAUACCGAACUGUGUGCUUCCACUUUGGCUGUCACUUUCAAUGGUGGAGCACAUCGAGAAAGAGAGGAAAAUAAAAUGGUAAAUAUCCCAUUCCUAAUAUAUACAGUGACAACUUUCCACUCAAUUCAGAUUGAAAAUUUUUAGUGUGAAAUCAUAUAGCUACAUGCAUGUAUUCAGGUCUUGCAAUCACGCGGGAAUAUUACGUCGCGCUAAGGAAUCACGCGAUUAUGGGGCAAAAAUAACGGACAGCAAAGGAAACGGCUGUUUGAAUUAUAGCCACUGGCUAUAAGAUAUACCGAAAACAGGCCUACUUUAUAGCCACAGACCGCACCUAAAGGCAUGCCAAGGUAUUUAUGUUUUGUUACUUCUCGCAGAUCACGACAGAUUUGUUUCAUAAAUGUACAGAGGAGUUCAAAGGGACAUCAUCUGCCGCUCCUAUCGCUGCUGGAAUAUUCUCUCUAACUUUGGAAGCCAAGUAAGAUUCUCUUUCCCACAUUUAAGGAUUAAACCAAAACGCUACAUAUCUAACAAGUUACAUAUCUAACAAGUUUCGCGUUUUCUUGGCAGUAGAAAGAUGGACUCCUCAUGAGUUUUAGCAAAACCAAACACAUUAUAAAUAAUAAUACUUUAUUUACACACAAAAAAUAUUUACAAGUAUUGAAUAAUUAAAAGAAUAGUAUAACCAUUUAUAGCUCAGUGAGUAUAACGGGCUAGAGACCUCUGGAAAUCCUGUUGGACUUUUAUGACGAGGCCCCUAUAGUUACAGUAUUCAGUGAUAUAGAAAUAUAUUUUGUACAUAAUGUUGCAAUGUCAUUCAUUAGUAUUCCUAAAAUAUUUACAUCAACUAGACAUCAAGUAAUGGAAUUUUCCUAAACGUUUUCUUAAAACAAAAAUGUGAUUUAAUAUUCUCAGUUUCUUCAUCAAGACAAUUCCACAUAGAAACUCCUUUGUUAAAUACAGUGUAUAUUUACAUGUAGUUGUGUAGUUAGUCUAUGUAGAUAGUCAUUAAUUUUAUAGAGAUUCAAGAUUUUCAAAUGUAAAUCACUUACAUAUUUUCUCUCUACAUACAGUCCCAACCUAACAUGGCGAGAUAUGCAGCACGUGAUUGUAGAGACAGCACAGAUGACCAGUCCUGUGGACGAGGGUUGGAUGAAAAACGGAGCCGGGAAACACUUCAACCAUAAGUUCGGCUUUGGACGUAUGGACGCCGCGAAGAUGGUUGAACGAGUUAAAACCUGGACCAAUGUCGGUCCUCACAAAACAUGUGUUGGACAAGUCUUCGAUAAACAAAGGUAAGGGCUGGUGAAUUGGUGUCCGACCUAACUGUAACUUCGUCCAGCAUAAAUCAAAAUGUAGCCUAGUCCUGAACUAGAGAAGCUGGUAUGUUAAAUGGAGAAAUGACUAUUUUUUGAGCCGAAAGUGGUUAUUUUUAACGCGCGUAAUACAAAUAUAUACAAAAUUUGUGAACUUCACAGGGCUAUAUUUUCUUCAUUUUACAACAUUUAGCAACCAAUCUUUGCAGUUUUACUCAUUCUAAGACGCUCUUUCUAGCUGUGCUGUUGGAUGUCGUUCUUCUUGCCUUGAUCAAAAUUUUAGUCAAUAGCUCGAAUCACCCAUUGAAACAUUGUUCAUUUCAUCUCUAGGGACGUACCAUCUGCGGGCAGUAUGGAGUUCCAAUUUUCGUCAGACGCCUGUAUCGGUGGCGAUAAUCAGGUGGAUAAACUAGAACAUGUGGUGUUAACUGUUAGCUUUAUCCAUCGUCGUCGCGGAGAUCUCAGUUUACUUCUCAUCUCACCCUCGGGAACAAAGAGUGAGCUAUUGUCUACGAGACGUUAUGAUGAUUCUAAGGAGGGCUUGGAUGACUGGAAGUUCAUGACUGUGCACUUCUGGGGUAGGUUUGCAAAACUAACUUUAGGUGUACUGGAUAACUCUAUCAGUUCUAAAGUUUAAACUGUUCUCAUAAAGAGAUCCAGUAAGGAUCAUCUCCGAUUGAUCCAGUGUUAUAACAGGAGGAAACCUAUACUAAACUAACUUUAGUUAUACUGGAUAGCUCUAUCAGUUCUAAACUGUUCUUCCUAGAGGUCCAGUAAGGGUCAUCUCUUAUUGAUCCAGUGUUACUACAGGAGGAAACCUAAACUAAACGAACUGUAGUUGUACUGGAUAGCUCUAUCAGUUCUAAACUGUUCUUCCUAGAGGUCCAGUAAGGGUCAUCUCUUAUUGAUCCAGUGUUACUACAGGAGGAAACCUAAACUAAACGAACUGUAGUUAUACUGGAUAGCUCUAUCAGUUCUAAACUGUUCUUCCUAGAGGUCCAGCAAGGGUCAUCUUUUAUUGAUCCAGAAGAAACCUAAACUAAACUAACUUUAAUUAUCCGGGAUGGCUCUAUCAAUUCUAAACUGUUCUCAUAAAGGUCCAGCAAGGAUAAUUUCCGAUUGAUCCAGUGUUACUACAGGAGGAAACCUAAACUUAACCAAUUUUAGUUAGACUGGAAAGCUCUAUCAGUUCUAAACUAUUCUCAUAAAGGUCCAGCAAGGAUCAUUUCCGAUUGAUCCAGUGUUACUACAGGAAGAAACCUAAACUAAACUAACUUUAGUUACACUGGAUAGCCCUAUCAGUUCAUCUCCUAUUGGUAUAGUGUUAGUACAGAAGGAAAGUUAUGUCCAGAAUUUUACCGCCUUUUUUUCAGGUGAAAAUCCCAAAGGUCUUUGGAAAGUGAAGGUGACGGAUAGUCCACUGGAUGAUAAUGGUCAGCGGAUGGUGUCAGGAUAUGGCACACUUCAUGCAGAUACAAGUAAACAGGAACACGACGUCGAAGAUUUGGAACAACAAGUCAUUGAUGACCAAACUAAACAACAACAAAAUCUCGUUGAUCAAAUGAAAACCAAGGUCAGUAUUGAUCGUUCGUUCGAAUGACUUCGGACCAGUUUGAGCGAUUUCUCGUCCCGGUCUUAUACUUUCGGAAGAGAAAUGUUUUUUUUGAUAAACAUUUUGCUGAUAUCCACCAUUAAAAGUCAAUUUUUUUACCCAACCUCAAAUAUCAAUUAAAAAAUAAAUACCCACCCCUCUGGCCAAAAACGUUACAAAAGGAUACCAUUCAGUUGUCACACAUGUCCUUUACCACUUCUGUGACAUGAGUUUGAUAACUGCUUGUGCAAUUUUCUGCAGUGUAAAAGUUUCAUGUUGUCUGCACAUGUACUUUCUUCCGAGCAACCAUUUGCCUCUUGACAAAUCGGAAUGUGAUCAAGAUAGUGACUCUGAUUGAUUUACAUAUUGUAUUGACAUAUGACUGUUAACAUUGCUUUUUAGUCUUCAAUAUUUGAGUGAGUCAUGCUUUGGAAAUGACUAUAAAUUUUUCUUACCCAACCCUUGAGUUGUUUUGUUUUUCAUUUACCCAACCUUUUACUCACUCAAAAUUUUGUUUACCCAACCCUUUUCUCUUCGGUCCGACCCCAUAAAUAACGACCGAUUGACCGCUCCUUGUCCUUAUCCAGUACAGCCUGUUUUUAUCAGUUUCAUUCUCACCAAACUUUACAUCUCAGGAUCCUCAUGUCGACUUUCCCUACCCACCCGGAGUUCGCCGUGACCAUCUGAAUUCAUCAUCCGUGGAUGCCCUCGGUGCCUCUCCCCAGUACUCCUCGAACUUCAACUACAAUGGCGUCACUAGUUCCCAGUCAAUCAAACGGUGGAAAGUGCCUCUCGCCUCGACUCUGGAGAAUCCGAAAGACUCGAAAAGGGCCGAUAUGAUAAGGAAAGUUCAAGUAGCUACGGAGGAACAACCGAUUCAAAGAGUGCAGGUUAAUGCUGGAUAUGAAAAUCCAGAGAUAGUUUGCCUAGGUUCCACUUGUUCUGGCGUAUUUUUGCGUUAUGGGUUAACUUUACAUGGCACUCGCGAAGGCGUGUAGUAUAUAUUGAUAUGCUUCGUAAUCAACCUAGCCUGCGUGGCACGCCCUCAAUUUUUUUUGGGGAGGCUUGAUAUACAGCGGACGGGCAAAAUCCUGCCCGCUGCAAAUCAGCCCCCCCCCCAUAAAAUUGAGGGCCUGCCACCCAAUCUAUAAUCAACAGAGAUAUGGUCUAGAAACUCUGCGAUAAAUCUUUGUUCUAUCUUUUUUUCCAUGUUUAGAUCUGGGACGGAUCUACCCUAGUGGUGAAAGGGGGGGGGCACCCCACUUAGUGCUGUUUAGCACCUCCUAAGAGAAGUCUAGCACCAGCCUAAAAAAUCUGCUUGACCAUACAUUUCUGCUUUUCGAAUAGCGAUUAGUGGUUGGUUUAUUUAAAUAUACUGUACUUUAACACGCAAAUUUACUGUGCUACAAAUGAACUAUAUAAACAAAAGAUAAUGUAAAACGUAACAGAACGGCGAACAUGCAGAUGGCAGAUGCAAUGUUAGGAUAGUAGCGUUGCAGACGGCAGAGGAGAGUGGGCAGUAAGGCUCCCUCAUGCACCACCCCAUGGAAAACCUGCACCAAACCUCGCAGAUGAGGCUAGAUCCGGCCCUGUUUCAAAAUGAAAUUAAAGCUCAUUAUAGAGACUUAGGCAUACGUCUAUAGUUUCUAGACCUUAUUUCGAUUGACUAUUUCUGUGUACGUAUAUUUAAUAUUUUC
This is a messenger RNA of Paramuricea clavata, 5862 nucleotides long. The record is from the annotation of a GenBank genome assembly. Lineage: Eukaryota; Metazoa; Cnidaria; Anthozoa; Malacalcyonacea; Plexauridae.